Molecule: messenger RNA, 1697 nt
Organism: Fragaria vesca subsp. vesca
Lineage: Eukaryota; Viridiplantae; Streptophyta; Magnoliopsida; Rosales; Rosaceae
Product: transmembrane protein 53-like
Exons: 5
Coding region: 94-1374 (426 amino acids)
Source: RefSeq, a predicted model, not a curated record
AGCCCCCGUUUUGAAUUGUUGACGAGUCCAACGGAAGCCAGCAAAACUACAUUCUUGGGUUCGUCAUGAUAUUGGCAUAUUGAUAUUUUCAUCAUGGGUUCCUUGUCCGGAAUCCUUCAACGGCCUCUGAUCGCCGCCGCCGCUGUUGGCUUUGCUUCUUUUUCUUCCGACUUCUCUCCCGUCCUCCCCUCUUCCAAAUCCAGCGACUCCCAUUUACCAACUUCAACUACUUUGUCAGACAUUUCGGUUUCUAAGCUCUCAAACCUGUCCUUCGUCUCCAGAAUUCGAGUGCCUCUUCCCAACAUUAACAUCCCAAUUCCCAAUUCCGACUGCAACUCGCUCUAUUCUACGGUUGCGUCUUCCCCUGCUCUUCUUAAGCUCUAUCACUCUGCAGACUUGGGCAAGGCCCCCAACCCAACUGCAUAUAAGCCUGUUUCAUUAUCUCCUUCCGUCCCUGACGUCUCCUACAGAUGGCAUUUGCCCGAGCCCAAUGCUCUAGAUGUUUCCGGGAAUUCUGAUUGUUCAUCAACAAAGAUGAGGACUGUGGUGGUUUUACUGGGAUGGCUAGGAGCAAAGCAAAAACAUCUCAAGAGGUAUGCCGACUGGUAUACUUCGCAAGGGUAUCACGCCAUUACCUUCACUUUACCCAUGGCUGACAUUCUCAAAUACCAGCCCGGUGGUAAAGUCGAAGACCACAUUGACUCGCUUGUCACUCAUUUGGCUGAUUGGUUAGAAGAGGAGCAGGGAAAGAACCUCAUGUUUCAUACUUUUAGCAACACUGGAUGGUUAACGUAUGGUGUAAUGCUUGAGAAGUUCCAGAAGCAUGAUCCGUCUGUAAUGGGCAGGAUUCGGGGAUGCGUUGUGGAUUCUGCACCUGUUGCAGCACCUGACCCUCAGGUCUGGGCUUCUGGUUUCUCUGCAGCCUUUCUGAAAAAACAUAGUGUAGCAACAAAAGGAACCACAGACGCUAGUGAAUCAGUGAUGGAUGUUUUGGUUGACAGCAAGGGUGUAGUGGCACCCAAACCUGCAGUAACUGAGGCAGCUUUGCUUUUAGUAUUGGAGAAGUUCUUUAAAGUGGUCUUGAAUAUUCCUACGGUGAACAGGAGGCUUUCUGAUGUUUUGGGAUUACUGUCAGCACGACAACCAAGCUGUCCGCAAUUAUAUAUCUACAGCUCUGCAGACAGAGUCAUUCCUGCAGGAUCUGUGGAGUCGUUUAUAAAACAGCAGCGGAGGGCGGGACAUGAGGUCAGGGCUUGCAACUUUGUCUCUACACCUCAUGUUGAUCAUUUCAGAAAUGACCCGAAGCUGUAUACUUCAGAGCUAACACACUUUCUGGAGGACUGUGUGCUUACUGGUUGCAAACAGUCUCAUUAACCUAAACUACUGAGUCACUGACCAUGACUACUCCAAUUCUUUUUCCUCCAAAAGUGUAUCCGCUAUUCAAAUGAUUCAUUAGCACUCAAUUUUUUGGCCCUCAUAUGUUGUUCACAUGGUAGAAGCAAAUACACAAAUCAGAGGUCAUUCUCAGUAUUACAGAGGAGUCUCUCAAAUUCAAGCUUGAUGUCAUACUGAUAUCGGAGCGAUGGCUCUUUCAUGCCGUGAGCCUUAUGUAUGCAAUUUUCGUUACAUUUCAUGGUGGCCAAGCCAUCAUUCUGAAAGAACAAGUGUUUUGUAUAUCAUGGAGAUCAAUAAUACAU